Spathaspora passalidarum NRRL Y-27907 is the source of this 1914-nucleotide messenger RNA. It is a transcript of the gene RGD1, whose product is annotated as Rgd1p. Lineage: Eukaryota; Fungi; Ascomycota; Pichiomycetes; Serinales; Debaryomycetaceae. The record is from RefSeq and is a predicted model, not a curated record. The coding region runs from base 1 to 1914 and encodes 637 amino acids. The transcript has a single exon. Gene Ontology annotation, cellular component: cytoplasm. Gene Ontology annotation, biological process: signal transduction; regulation of GTPase activity.
AUGCCAGACACAACUGCAUCAAGCGACAGCUCCGAUCCAUCAUCAGCAGCUCAAUUACUUGAAAAUGAUCCCAAGAUCAAAUCAAUUCUUGCUAGUGAUUCUUCUUUGGAAAUCCUCCUCAAUCGACUCAAACAAUCCUUAAACACUAGUGAGGAAUUCCUGAAGUUUUUGAGAAAGAAGGCCCAGAUUGAAGAUGACCACUACAAUCAGCUUCGUAAAUUCGCGGGUAAUUCGCGUACAGGGAUGAAAAAUCUGGGGAGCAGAUUAAAGAAUGAUUCGUUACUGGUUCAAUUGGACAAGAUUAUCAGUUUUGAUGAACAAGUUUACAAUGUUGGUAGCUCUUAUGUCAAAGGGUUGAACACCAUGUAUGAUGAACUUACUGCAUUGGUAGAGACAGUGGCCAAGCAGAGAAAAGCCAUCAAGGACGACGGUAAAAGAAGAGAAAAGGAGUGUAUGGACGCUAUAAGUGCAGCCCAGAAGGCAAAGACUAAAUAUGAUCACUUGUGUGAAGAUUUAGAUAGAUUGAAAACCAUGGAUCCAAGUAAGAAGUCAUUCAGUUUGAAAAACAAGUCAGUUGAACAACAGGAAGAUGAUCUUACACGUAAAGUGGAUACAGCUGAUCAAGAUUACAAAAGCAAAUGUACCACCUGCAAAAAGUUAAAGGAUGAGAUUUUAGUGAUCCACCGUCCAAACAGUUGCAAAAAAUUAAAGAAUUUGAUCUUAGAGUUGGACAUUGCUCUCAAUGUUCAAUUACAAAAGUAUGCAACCUGGAGUGAAACCUUAAUUAUGAACUCGGGAGUAUUAAUUAGUCCGUUACCACAAUCAAACAAACCUUCAAUGAGGAAAAUGGCUAAUUCAAUUGAUAAUGAACGAGACUUAUAUCAAUAUUUAUUAAGCAGUGCCUCAAGUGUAAGCACCAAUGGCACCCUUAUCCCUGUGGAAUAUCAGGUUCAUCCAACAUUGCGAAGAGCUAAUGAUAUAGGUAAACCGUUCUUAAAAAGUAAAGCUAAUAACUUUGGCAAUACUUCAACAUUUAGCAGUGGUGUCAACAAGCCCACUCCAGCUAUUAAUACUGACUAUAGAAAUGAUAAACCAGAACCAAUAGUGCCCCCCAAAGAAAUAUCUCCAGUCCCACCAGUGUCCACUACAAGUUCUUAUUAUCCAUCACUUGAUCCUAAAUUUACGCCAGCAAAUGCUGGACCUACCCCAGACUUGAAUGGACCAAAACCAUUGAUUGAACCUAUUGCAACCGCUCCAACGCACACCUCCCCACCUAAACCACAACUCACUCCUAGCCAACCUACAUUUGGUGUAUCCAUAGAAGAUGUUAUACAAUUUGCCGGAGUCGACAACGUCCCAUUAGUUGUGCGUAAGUGUAUUGAAAUCAUUGAAACAUACGGUCUCAACAUUGAAGGUAUUUACCGAACAAGCAGUAAUUCACAACAAGUUCAACAAUUAAGGGAUUUAAUCAAUGAAAACUUUACCAAUUACUUGAUGAUUGGAAAAGACAUCAACCCUAAGAAUGUCAUCCACACAGAAAUAUUCACGGUGGCAUCCUUGCUUAAAAUGUACUUCUCCAGUCUUCCAGAACCGUUGUUCACAGCCACGGCAGCACCAUCAUUCAUUGAAUGUGUAAAAUCCAACGAUGCAACCUACAUCGCCAAAAAGUUACACCAUUUAGUCUUUAAUUUACCCGAUGGAGCUUAUUUCACAUUGCGUGCGUUGAUUUUCCAUUUAAACAAAGUAGCGCAACAUGAACAGAGCAAUAGAAUGAACAGCAAGAGUUUGGCGAUUAUUUGGGGCCCAGCUUUGUUUAACCAAGAAAGUGAAAGCAUUGAUGAUUUAAGUUAUAAGAGUAAGGUUGUUGAAGAGUUAAUGUUGAUUGCUGAAGAUAUUUUUGAAUUGGAUGAUUAG